UUUUUUCUAAAAAUCUCAUUUUUAUCAUGUCCAUCGCUCUUCCUCAGCUUCGCUCGUCACUCGCCGCAUCAAUGGAGCUGCUUCUGGCCUUCAAAAAACCCUAGCUUUCUCUUGUCUUCUUAUUCCCAAACCCUGAAAAUCCAAAUGCUUCAAUCCAAUUAACUCUCAAUCCUAUCCUAAAUGCCCAUGAUCUCCCACCCUUUUCUCCUAAACCCGUCACAUGAAGGCCUCUAUCCGCCGGCUUGUCUCAGUCCCCAAAUCCAUUCAUGCCCUCGCCCGCGCCGACCUUAUCAAGCCCGCCAUCGGCUCCCUCAUCCUCUGUCGGAGCCUUGGUGACCCAGUCCCCCCAGAUUCCUUCGUCGCCAUCCUCAAAUCCGUCUCCUCUCCGAAAUCUUUGAUGUGCGGUAAACAACUUCAUGCUCAUAUGGUUGUCACGGAUUUCAAUCACGAUACUUUAGUUCAGAACUAUUUGAUCGUUAUGUAUGGUAAAUGUGGCUCCUUGGAUGAUGCACAUUCGGUUUUUCGGUUGAUGAGCAGGAAAAAUUUGCAUUCUUGGAAUACUCUGAUUGAUUGUUAUUGCAAGUUCGGAUCUUUGAGUAAGGCACAGCAGUUGUUUGUUGAAAUGCCGCAAAGGGAUGCAGUUUCAUGGAACACGAUGAUUUCAGGGUAUGACCAUCAUGGACCAUGCGAGGUUGCAUUGGAAUUUUUUGUUCGGAUGAGGCAGUCAGAGUGUGUUGUUGAUCAUUUCGGUGUUUCAAGUGCCAUUAGUGCUUGUUGUAAUCUUAGGUUUAUGAAUAAUGGGAAAGAAAUCCAUGGGUUGUCACAUAAGGUUGGGCUUGAUUUACACCUUCAGGUGGGUAGUGCUCUUGUAGAAUUGUAUGGUAAGUGUCAAUUAAUUGAGGAUGCUGUGAGGGUUUUUGAAGGGAUGGUUUUUAGGGAGCAGUUUACUUGGAAUUCAAUGCUUGCAGGCUAUAUUGAGUGCUCAAAUAUUAACGAAGCACUACACUUUUUUGGUGUAAUGCAAGGAAAGGAUGUUGUUUCAUGGACUAUGUUAAUUUCUGGCUGCUCGCGACAUCAAAUGAAUGAAGAAGCUGUUGAGUUGUUUCACAUGAUGCAGGAAGCUGGCUUGUGGCCAGAUCAGCUGUGCUUUGUUAGUGCUUUAAAUGCAUGUGUGCAGAUGUUGGAUUUGGAAGAAGGGCUUAAUAUACAUGGUCAGAUUCUUAAAUUUGGGUUUCAGGCUGAUGCAAUUAUUGGGAGUGUUCUUGUGGCAUUGUAUGCAAGAUGUGGGUGGUUUGACAGUGCGAAAAGGGUAGCUAAUGCUUUGGAUUAUAUUGAUGAAUUUUCGUUGAGUGUUUUGAUCUCGGAAUAUGCAAAGCAUGGUCGAAUAGACUGUGCUUAUGAGUUGUUUGAGAGUUCAGAGGCGAAGACUCUCCCCUUGUGGAAUGCUCUGAUUGGGGGUUAUGCUGAUCUUGGAUUGGAUGAAGAGGCAUUAGCAACUUUUAGACAAAUGAAGAUGGAUGGUAUAAACGGUGAUGAUUUCACUUUUGGGAGCCUCAUUUUAGUUUCUGAAAAUUUAGGUAGUAGGUAUGGUGAACAAAUUCACUCACAAACAAUAAAAAUGGGGGUUGAAUCUUCUGUUUUUGUUAGUAGCGCUCUCAUAGACAUGUACAGUAGUUCUCUUGUUUGUGAAGCUGCUAUAAAUAUAUUUAACGCAAUUCCUAAAACAAACCUAGUUUCAUGGAAUGCCAUGAUAUCUGGGUAUGCCUUGAAUAACAUGAAUUCGGAAGCAAUACUCACAUUUCAGCUGAUGGCUGUUUCAAGAAUAAAACCAGACAACAUUAGUUUUUCUCUUAUCCUUGAGUCAUGCUCAAGUUUAUUUUCUCUUCCUGGGGGGAUGCAGGUCCAUGCUAUGGCAUACAAGUUGGGUUUUGAAUCUGAUGUUGUGGUUGGAAGUGCCCUUGUAGACUUGUAUGGGAAAUGUGGGAAUAUGCAUGCUGCAUCUCGAGCAUUCUCUGACAUACAUGUUCCUACUGUCGUGUCUUGGACUGCUUUACUGAGUGGAUUUGUGAGACAUGGGAUGUGGGAUGCAGCCAAGGAGAUUUUCAAAAGGAUGCCGCAGAAGAAUGUUGUUUCAUGGAAUACACUGAUUUCAGGACAUGCAAAACAUGGUUCUGGAUUGGAAGCAUUUGAGCUUUACUCCCAAAUGACUGAAUUAGGUCAAUUUCCGGACUAUAUAAGCUUUAUUAGUUUACUGACGGUUUGUGGUGAUUCUUUACUAGAAGAACCUGGAAAGCAGGUUCAUGGUCAAAUAAUUAAAACUGGUUACUACAGGAAUGCAUAUGUGAGCACUGCCCUAAACAAGAUGUAUCAGAAACUAGGAAAUUCUCCAGAUAAAUCAAAUCUAUGUUCCAGCUUCUGUUUUCCGAAAUUUGGUGACAUUCGAAGUGUGUCUGAAGCAGAUGCUGUCUCUGUAGAUAGUGGGAUUGCAUAGCAUUGCUUGUGUCUUUGAGCCUUUUUUUCUCCCGGAAAGCCUCCUGUUUCAUUGAGAAUUUGGUGGCUCAUUGGGGCUUUUGUUUAUGUCAAUGAGCAAUCUUCAUUCUUGGGCUGGAACUAUUGGGGUAAUCUUUGCAAUGCUUAGUGUCAUUUACAAUUAUCUCAAUGAUGGAUCAUAGAUAUGUCAUGCAUCCUGGCCUCACCAUGUGAGAAGGUUUUCCAGUCUUCUUGAUACUUAGAAGUGGCGUAAAACGUUGUUAACUGUGGAAUCAAUUGUAGUGGAAUUUAUAAAUUCUCAUAGAGACUGGUGGCCCCUGUAAGGAGGAAUUCAUUUAGGACUACAUUGCUGAAAUGCAGGUAGGAUCAGUAAUGGAAUUUUACCACAAAUCUAAAACUGUGCUCUAAAAGUGAAGAUUGAAAUUAGUAUUAUAAGAUUAAUUGAUCAUUAUAUUUCAGUAUGAUUUUUUAUUGGGUUUGGAUGAAAAAGGAAGAUGAAUGGUGGUUGUUAAAAAUUCGAAGGUCUCAAGUGAAACGUGUAGUUACUAAGGUAGAAUGCUGAGUCUACGUUGCACUGUGAACAAUUUGCUUGAGUAGCGGUGUCAGAGAUACAGUUCAGAAUUAAUCCAAAGAAAUGCUGUAAGAGACUGAAUUCCCUGGGUGAAAUCUUCUACCAGGCAUAUAUUAGUCAUAUACACUCUAAAUUUAUAACUUUUGAUGUUUUCUAGUUUUGUUUUGGUAGUAAUAUCUUUCUUAGGCACAAUAUGCCCAUAGCUUUUUAUGUGGUACACACUCACAGGAUUUUACUUUUCAAACUCUUUGUAAUUCUUUGUUGAUUGCCCAAGUUAGCUUGAUGCUACUUUUGAGAAUGGAAAAGGUUGCAUUCUAAUCACUUCUUAUGAAAGACCUUGGUAGCUGGUAUACUUGCUUUAACUAGAGUUGAUGCUUUGUUCUUGCCAUGGACUGUUGACACACUGAUUCUGGAUGUGUCUACUGGCCUUGUCCUUUGUAUGAAGGCCAACAUGCAUAUAGCUGCAGAUACAAGUCCCUGUCAUUAUCACCGUCGGUGCUAAUCAAAUUUUAGCAUGUCAUUUUGUUGUAUGCCAAUUGCUUAAAGAAUUGUUGCUUGCUAACCUUUAUUAAGAAAAAGAAAAAUGCUUAAUUGAAAAUCACCAAAACUUCUACUUAGCAAUAUAUU
Dioscorea cayenensis subsp. rotundata (Guinea yam) is the source of this 3688-nucleotide messenger RNA. RefSeq names its product pentatricopeptide repeat-containing protein At2g13600-like. Lineage: Eukaryota; Viridiplantae; Streptophyta; Magnoliopsida; Dioscoreales; Dioscoreaceae. The transcript is spliced from 2 exons. Gene Ontology annotation, molecular function: protein binding; RNA binding. Gene Ontology annotation, biological process: RNA modification. The coding region runs from base 221 to 2491 and encodes 756 amino acids. The record is from RefSeq and is a predicted model, not a curated record.